AUGCGCGUACUGGAUUUCCCGCAGCAGAUAUCAAUGGAGAGCUUCAGGGUGCCGAAUUGGCCUCUGCUGGAGACUUGCGUGCGGUGGCUGGCGGCAAGGGUGGAGCCCGACGCCCAGUUGACUGGCAGCGGAGACUCCCUCGAGGGUCGAGUGGCUCUAGUGUCGCAUGCCUUAGAGUUGUUUCACUCUCGAGCCAACUUGAAGCUGAAUGGAAAACGACUGUACGGUGCGGACGGCUGGGCGGUGAGAGAGUUGCUGAAAGUUGCAACGUACUUACGCGCGGCGCUCGAGUCGCCGCCUCCUGACGACCUCCGCGCAGACACCGGCACUCUCUCGUAUGAUGUCAGUAGCAGGGAGCAGCGCGAGCAGGCGCUCUCGCGGCCGCUGGACGUGGUGUCGCUAGAAGCGUGCCUGAGACGCGCGGUGUCCAGCGUGGCAGCGCGGGUGGAAGAAGUCCGGGAGCAGGUGGGCGGUGUGGCGGCCAGCGAGGCGGCGCUUGACGCAAAGCUCGAGCGGCGAGCUGCUGAGUUGCAGCGUGCCGAGAAGCGGCUACUCGCCGUCCAGAAGAUCAAACCAGCUUACCAAGCGGAACUAACAGUGCUGGAGAAGGAGAUCGAAGAGCUGUGGGACCAGUACGUACUGAGGUACCGCUGUGUGGAGUCGCUCAAGCACCAACUCAGCUUGCUUGAAAGAGCUCAGGCCGAGGCCGCAGAAGAGCAACAGGCGGCAAUUAUGCAGCUUAUACACAAGUACGAGACAGAGGAUGUGCUCGGGAAACUCAGCGAAUCGGAUGAGGAUGAUUCUAGCGAGGAGAGUAAGGACUCGGGCUCUAUGAAGCAGCCACGCCCAGCCACCAGGCCGAGGACCAGGCUCAGGAUCAAGACCGCUGGCGGUCCGGGCGGCGACGGGCGGCGCGCUUUCGGUGCGAUGGCGGCGCGCGAUUCGCUCGACGACGUGCGGCGCGACAACGACUCGAAUUCCGAUACCGACCUCUCCGACACACAGCUAUAUGGGGAGUCUGCGCGCUGGCCCCGUGCCCGGCCGCGCACGCGUACUCUGGCCGCAGCCGAAGACUUCGGGGAUUUCGGACAUGAUGAGGAAGAUAUAAGAGAGGGAACAGUGGCGAGGGUUGGCUCGGCAUCAGCGAGCUCCUCCGACAGUGAACUGCGACGAGCCUCCGCACUCACAGACGAUGAGUUCUAA
Molecule: messenger RNA, 1203 nt
Organism: Parnassius apollo (apollo)
Lineage: Eukaryota; Metazoa; Arthropoda; Insecta; Lepidoptera; Papilionidae
Source: the annotation of a GenBank genome assembly